CAAUUUCUAGGUAAAUCAUUAUAAAACACGUACAUAAUUUUAAAAUUUUAAGUGUUUAUCAUGUCGUUGCCAGUAAAUAUUAUCGUGGUACUCUGUGUAAUAUUCACAAUUAUUGAAAAUGAUGCAGCUAGUGAUUCCAGUCAACUAGUAGCUCUUGUACAGAUAUUUAGGCAUGGAGAGAGAUCGCCCAUCACAUUUUACUCAACUGAUCCAUAUGCAAAUGCUUCCUACUGGGAAGAUCUUGGCGGUGAGCUAACUAACCGAGGAAAACGUCAACACGAAGCUCUUGGUCAACACACACGAAGAGUAUAUUCAGAUUUUCUUCCUAUACGAUACGAUCCCAGUGUUUUAUACGCUACUACAACCGACGUACACAGGACCCAUAUGUCGGGCCAAUGUAAUCUUUAUGGUAUGUUUCCAGCAGUAGGUAACAAUGUUUGGAAGGAAAACCUUAACUGGCAGCCGAUUCCGCUUCAUCAAGCAGAUCCACAUAUAUUUAAUGGAAAUCCAUUUGACUGUCCAAACUAUGAACUACUGUUUGCUGACUUAUGGCAGCAAGAAGAAUAUGUAGAACUUUUAAAGAAAUAUCAAGACGUUUUUGAAUAUUUGACUGAACAUACUGGUGAUAAUGUAACAGAUUUUAUGAGCGCUACUACAGUUCAUGAUUGCUUGCUGAUCGAAGAUGGUGUUGGUUAUAAACUGCCUGAAUGGGCUAGUAAGGUCUAUCCUGAGCCCUUAGCAACAAUGGCAGGGAUUGGCUAUAAGUCUUUAACUGAUUCACUUGAACUGCAGCAAUUUUAUUCUGGACCACUUCUCAAUGAGAUCGUAGAAUAUCUUGAUGCUAAGGUCUCAAACCCACUGGCUGGAGAAAAAUAUCGAAUAUACAGUGGACAUGAUUCCAACAUUGCAGCACUCCUAAAUACCUUCAUUGACUUUGGUGUACCCUACUCUCCAGCUUUUGCAAGUACCAUUUAUAUUGAAUUACGACAGAUCUCAUCCGACGACUUCUAUGUCAAUGUGUAUAGCAAAAAUAAUGAUGAUGUUAAGAAAAUAACAGUUAGGAACUGUGCUCUUGCUUGUCCUUUUGAAUCAUUUAAGAGAGAAUUACAAGCAGUUUUACUGGAUGUCGAUACUUUUAAAGAAAAGUGCACAGUCUCCAAACCAAAUAUUGUAAUAAAUGAGCAGCAUCAAAAAAUUAUUGAGAGCUAUAGAAAAGUUAAAAAGUUAUUCAAUUGCCAGAUAGACCCUUUUGACGGUGCUGCGCCAUUAGUUCUCACAGCAAGAAAUUCAUCAAUAUUAUACCCAGAAUCCGGAGAAACAACAUUAAAGUUCCGCAACGGAGAGACUGUUAACUUUGCUUGCCCUGGAGACAAAAUUUUACUUAAUGGAUUAAUGUACCAAACAAAAGUGGAAGCCAGGUGUUUGUCCAACUCGCAGUUUGAAGUUUUUGGAAAGCGAUAUUUUUGGCGCGAUAUAGCGUGCAGUGUCAAUCCAAGAGCUACAAUAAAGUACACAAAUUCUUACUGCGCUAGAGAUGCAACAAUGGUGGAAAUAGGUUUUGAUUUAGGAAACAACCAGUUUGUAUCUAUUAUGGAUAUUUGCUUUAACACAUUAUCCCAAAUAGCACUUUAUUCUCGUUAUGACAUAACAGCAUCCAUACAUUCAAACGAUGAGACCUUUAGCAGACCAACAUUUUAUGAAGAUCGAGACAUGUAUAAUUUAAAAGGUCGUAUUGAUACAUACUAUAAAAAAAAUCGACAAAGAACUACUAUCAACAAUUUACUAGGAUUACCACCCACAUCAUCAAAGUACAUAAGUAAUGGAGAUUUCUUUUUAUCCAGAGGACAUCUAGCUGCCAAAUCUGAUUUUCUUUAUGGUUUCCAACAGAAUGCUACUUUUAGGUGAGUAUGUUAUAGCAAAUAUAUUUAUUUUAUUUAGGAUUUAAUAAUAAAGAAGAAUUUUUAUUAAAAGAGGACGUUUCAGCUACUGCAUUAUAACUUCAAACCACAUCUAUUAUGUCCUGCUCCCAUCCAAAUUUUAUGCAUUUUAAGUCAUUGAUUUGUCGUGUUGGUAAUUGCCCGAC
Molecule: messenger RNA, 2083 nt
Organism: Diabrotica balteata
Lineage: Eukaryota; Metazoa; Arthropoda; Insecta; Coleoptera; Chrysomelidae
Source: the annotation of a GenBank genome assembly